AUGAAUCAAAUUACUCUAACUGAUUCUGAUCGCCAAUUUUUUUAUGAUAACGGAUACCUGGUGGUAUCUUGUGCUCCUUUAAUUCAAGAUCAGUUUCUGAUCAAUCAACUCAAGUCUCAGUUCGAAAAAUGUUUCCGCGGCCAGUUUUCAACUGGUAUAUAUCCUGACGAGUGGCAUUGGCGAGCAGGUAUUUCCAACCCAGGAGUAGUGCGUGAAAUUUGCAAUGCCUGGAAAUCAGAUAAUGUGAUUCGAAGUGUCGUUUUGAGCCCAGAAAUAGGAUCUUUAGGGGGUCAGUUGUACCCGCAUUGGACACGUGUGCGGGUUGCUCAGGAUGACGUAAUAUGGAAAGUUCCCCAAUCGACGGUGAAAGGACACAUAGGGUAUCAUGUUGAUUCAGCUUAUAUUUCGCGCCAGUUUGAAGCGCCAGAAACGGAAUUGAAAACCAAAGCUAUAAAGGAAUUGUCAGAGAGAUAUAAUGGCCACGAUUUCUCUACUGGAUCUGACUCGAUUACAGUCUGGAUUGCACUGGAUGACGCGGACGAAGAAAACGGAGUUCUGGAAUACGUCGAAAGAUCACAUUUGUUGUUUGGGAUGCGAAAUACCACAAAGUCUUUCGGAGUCCUUUCUGAAAGCGAUGAGUUUGCAGAAGCUCAUAAGAAAAUUAAAGACAUGUUGAAUUUUCACACGGAUGCUGAAAAUCCAGACGAGGAAAAAGAACGCUUUGUUGCUGCUUUGAACGAAGUUAUUAACAAAAAUAAAAAUAGCCUGUCGAUGGAUUCGUUGAUGAGUAUUGUGAAACCUCAAGUACCCGCUGGUUUUUGUUUAAUACACCACCAAAACAUGCUUCACGGAUCUGGUGCAAAUAUCAGUAUGGAUCGUCACAGGAGAGCAUUGGCUGUUCACUUGAUUGACGGGGACGUGAAGUUUGUUGGGGCUCCGACUUAUAUUUACGGAAGGUACAAGCUGCAAGGUUCCGUUGAGUUGAGGGACGAGUUUUUCCCCGUUACGUGGACAAGAAAGGAAUAG
Molecule: messenger RNA, 1026 nt
Organism: Symsagittifera roscoffensis
Lineage: Eukaryota; Metazoa; Xenacoelomorpha; Acoela; Convolutidae
Exons: 1
Coding region: 1-1026 (341 amino acids)
Source: RefSeq, a predicted model, not a curated record